Molecule: messenger RNA, 2336 nt
Organism: Morus notabilis
Lineage: Eukaryota; Viridiplantae; Streptophyta; Magnoliopsida; Rosales; Moraceae
Product: U1 small nuclear ribonucleoprotein A
Exons: 10
Coding region: 165-1166 (333 amino acids)
Molecular function (GO): mRNA binding
Source: RefSeq, a predicted model, not a curated record
UAAAUCUAAUAGAAAUACGCAGUCAGUCCGAGCAAAGCCACAUUCCUCACUCUUCCAUUUCCUGGGUUUCUCGCUCCCAACGCCAUCUCCAUUCUCCAUAGCCAUUAGCCACACCACAAAACAUAAAUCUAUCUAUCUAUCUAUCUAAUUUCCAUUUUGGUGAGAUGGCCGGUGCCGGAAUCCACCCGUACCACCAGCAAUGGCCUCCGGCUGCACCCCCUCCUCCUCCUCCCGCCGCCGCAGCUCCUCCUCCCAUCCUCGUCGACAACCCUAACCGCCCCGCCGCCGAUGAGGUUCGGACGAUCUUCAUUACGGGCCUUCCCGAGGACGUGAAAGAGAGGGAGCUUCAGAAUCUCUUGAGAUGGCUACCGGGAUACGAGGCUUCCCAAGUAAACCUAAAAGGCGAAAAGCCCAUGGGUUUCGCUCUCUUCGCAACUGGUCAUCAGGCUCUUGCUGCUAAAGAGACCCUUCAGAACAUGGUCUUUGAUGCGGACUCGAAGUCGGUUCUGCACACUGAGAUGGCCAAGAAAAAUCUUUUCGUUAAAAGAGAUAAUUUGGACAUAGCACCAAGAUCUGCAGGAAUAGUGGCCGAUUCAAAUGCUUAUGAUCCGAGUAAGCGCAUGCGAACUGUUGGUGACUACUCACAUGCUGGUUACUCAAGUCCAUCUCCUUUUCAUCCACCCCCACCACCUGUUUGGGGACACCAUGGGUUUAUGGCUCCACCUCCUCCUCCUUAUGAUCCAUAUGGAGGCUAUCCUGUUCCUCCAAUGCCAAUGCCAGGCCCUGCACCUGUACCAGCACCUAGCAGUUAUGUACCUGUUCAGAACACAAAAGAUAAUCCACCAUGCAAUACUCUAUUUAUUGGCAAUUUGGGAGAGAACAUUAACGAGGAAGAACUAAGAGGCUUGUUCAGCGUACAACCAGGUUUUAAGCAAAUGAAGAUCUUGAGACAGGAGCGGCAUACUGUUUGUUUCAUCGAGUUUGAAGAUGUGAACAGUGCCUCGAACGUACACCAUAGUUUGCAGGGUGCUGUGAUUCCCAGUUCAGGCUCUGUAGGCAUGAGAAUACAAUAUUCAAAAAAUCCGUUUGGGAAAAGGAAGGAUGGUGGCCACCCAGUUGCUGCACCUGGUGCCAAUGGAACUCCACCGGCUUUGACAUACCAGUAGCUUGAAGGGGAUGUACUCUGUUCCUUAUGCUCCGAAAUACAACUACUACAUGAUAGGAUGCAUCUUGCAGCUGUUGCAUGCAUCCAUUUCAUAUCAAGCCAUCACCAUAAACAUUUCUAAUGUGAAAGAAUGCACGUAGUGGCAUCAUCGACAUAACAUUUGGCCAUGUUAUACUAACUUACUCAAGACAUGCAUUUGUCAGUACUUUGUUAACGCCUGGACAUUAGUGGCUCAACUAUUGUUAUCAUUUAUAGGGAAAGUGGUGCAUGAGUCUGCAGAUUUGGUGGAUAUGAGUGCUUUCUUUCUCAUAUUAACUUUAUGUACAUCGACAUUAGGAUUGUCUAUCUAAAUAUACAUCUUGUUGUGUUUCAUAUCAUCAUGCGUUAGAGCUGAUUAAAUUCCUUCCACCAACUAGUCAUGAGAAGGCGAUCUUGAGUUUCAUUUCAUGGCAUGGGGCUUAUAACACACCAUUGAUCACGUUGUCUUUUGCUUCUCUGUCAUCAUUUGCCAUCACUACAACAUAACGCAAUUUGAAUAACUAUCACGUCAUUGUUUAAGCGGGGAAGUGGUAAUGAUGUCUACAUGUUCAAGAUAUUGGCAGAGUUACUCCAAAAAUGUUGGGAAUUAUAUGCCAUGUGAUUUAUAUACAGGGUUUCGUACAAAAGCAAAAGCUUCUAUCCAUUUGAGGAGGUCAAGUCUUGCAGCUGCUCCCUCCUUUUCAGGUAUUUAACUGUUGCCAACAACAUGCUUUAUGAAAAAUUUUCCAAUUGUGCGCUUGAUUAAUACCUUCGCAGCACCAACUAAAUGGGGGUGCGUGGAAAACAAAGAAUGAAAGGACCCAGUAUGAGUUGACUUUGUGUGAUUGUGUUAGGGAGAUAUAGAAUCUAUAUAUUUUAUUAGGGAUCAUCUCCCCGUUUUGCUUUUUUUUUUUUUUUUUGGUCAGGAGCUUGCUUAUGUGAUCCAUAUGAGUGAGCUUUUUAGAGUGGUUAUAUUUGGCACCACUAAAUUUAUAAAUGUCCCCACGUAACUUACACUUAUGUUUAAAAAAAUUUAAAAAACUUAUCCUGCUAUAGAUAAGCCAUGCAUAAUACUCGUUUUGACCUUUUAUAUAUAUAUAUAUAUAUCCCCCAUCAAAAACUCAACCCGGAAAGCAAAUGUAGUGAAUAUCCU